UUAGAGGUUGGCACGGAAAGUGCAGUGGAUCGUGGAAAGUCAACGAAGUCCUUUCUGAUGUGCUUUUUUGAAGAAGAUCAACAUUAUUGUGUGGAAGGAAUUGACACAGUCAAUGCUUGUUAUGGCGGCACAAAUGCCUUUUUUGGCACCAUAAAUUGGGUUCAGGGUCAAGCGUGGAAUGGUUGA
Messenger RNA from Aureococcus anophagefferens, 186 nucleotides. RefSeq lists its product as hypothetical. Gene Ontology annotation, biological process: acetyl-CoA metabolic process. NCBI's taxonomy places the organism in Eukaryota, Pelagophyceae, Pelagomonadales, Pelagomonadaceae. The annotation marks the transcript as partial. Gene Ontology annotation, molecular function: hydroxymethylglutaryl-CoA synthase activity. The record is from RefSeq and is a predicted model, not a curated record. The transcript has a single exon.